Aureobasidium pullulans EXF-150 is the source of this 1753-nucleotide messenger RNA. RefSeq names its product MFS general substrate transporter. Gene Ontology annotation, cellular component: plasma membrane. The transcript has 4 exons. Gene Ontology annotation, molecular function: pantothenate transmembrane transporter activity. NCBI's taxonomy places the organism in Eukaryota, Fungi, Ascomycota, Dothideomycetes, Dothideales, Saccotheciaceae. Bases 181 to 1617 code for a protein of 478 amino acids. The record is from RefSeq and is a predicted model, not a curated record. Gene Ontology annotation, biological process: pantothenate import across plasma membrane.
CGACCAUCGAUAAAGAAGCAGUCCUUAUCAUUGUCGAGCUGCGCCGCUGUACAUCUCAUGGCCUAUCUUGAUACGCGCGCUUCCACGUCGUGUUGAUCAUAUAAGAUGAAGUAAAGGCCAUCACUCAGCAUUGUACAUUAAUUUAUACAUCGACCAGUGAUUUCUGGAGAACAACUCGAAAUGGCAGUCGUAACCAAGUUCAGAGAAUAUCUGAGCCCUGGUGGCAGCUCGCAGGGUGAGCGGAAGUUGGUCCAAAAGCUUGACUUUUUCAUUCUCACCUUCUGUUGUUUGAUGUACUUCUUGAAUUAUCUUGAUAGAAGUAACCUCACCAACGCAUAUGUCUCUGGCAUGAAGGAGGACCUCAACUUCAAGGGCAACGAACUCACACAAAUCAAUACUGUGUUCACUGUCGGUUAUGUCAUCGGACAGAUACCAUCCAACAUCGCUUUGUACUAUAUCAAGCCUCGCAUCUUCUUUCCAUCUAUGUUGAUACUAUGGGGCUCACUUACUAUGGUCACUGCCGCCACUCACAACCCUCAAUCUAUCAUGGCCAUUCGCUUCUUCCAAGCUUUGGCAGAAUCCAGCACAUUUGUCGGGACACACUACAUCCUCGGAGCGUGGUACACUGAGAGAGAGCUUGGUAAACGCAGCGGUAUUUUCACCGCAUCUGGUCUCGCAGGUACUAUGAUUGGAGGAUUCAUCCAGACGGGCAUUCACUCCUCGAUGGAUGGACUACAAGGACUAGCAGGGUGGAGAUGGCUCUUCAUCAUAGACGGCCUCAUCUGUAUACCCGUUGCCAUCUACGGCUUCCUUCUCUUCCCAGACACGCCUUCAACCACCAAGGUACCCUAUCUUUCCGAAGCCGAACGCGAGCUCGCUCGUUCUCGUGUCCCUCGACACGUCAAGCGCGCACCUUUCAACUGGUCCUUUGUCAAACGAGUCUUUGGCUCCUGGUACUUCUACGGCUUCGUCAUGCUCUGGAUCAUCGCCGGCGAAACCGAAUCAUUCUCAUCAAAUUCGCUUCUCGCCCUCUACAUGAAAGCGCACCCAGAACGCAAAUACGCAGUCUCACAACUCAACAACUAUCCCACUGGUGUCCCAGCCGUCGGCAUCAUCUCCACAAUCUUCUGGGCCACACUCACAGAUUUUCUCGGCGGUAAAAGAUAUCUGGUUGGCUAUUGGAUUGGUCUUACUGGUAUCAUUACAUCAGCCAUGAUCCUCGCGCCUUCUGCGACCACGGCAUCCACAUUCGCAGCAUACUACUGGGCCGGCUCCGUCUAUGCCUGCCAAGCGACCUUUUUCGCUUGGGCAAACGACGCCCUCCGCUACGAAGAAGACUCCCUCCGCGCCGUCGUCAUUGCCUCCAUGAACGCAGGUUCCGGCGCCGUAAACGCAUGGUGGUCUAUAAUUUUCUACUCUGCAAAUUACGCACCCAAAUUUACGAGGGGGAUGUGGGCGAUGAUUGGAUGUUCUAUUGCGUUGGUCAUUUGGACGGCGGGGGUUACGUGGAUGUGUGUGCGGACGGAGAAGAAGCGGUGGAGUCAUGGUGUUGAGGCUGAUGUUGGAGAUGGGGAGGAGGCUGUUAGUGUUGAUGAAGGUGUUGGAGAAAAGGCUUGAGUGGUUUUGUAGUGCUAUACGCUUGACUCGGAUGAGUUUUCUUCCACUGCUGAAGGCUAGGUAUUUUGUAAGGAUGCUUUUAAUAUCGCUAUGAUUGUCUGAAGAGAGCAUAAAUCUCCAACUUAGCUCCAUCUCU